Molecule: messenger RNA, 1605 nt
Organism: Botrytis sinoallii
Lineage: Eukaryota; Fungi; Ascomycota; Leotiomycetes; Helotiales; Sclerotiniaceae
Exons: 2
Coding region: 1-1605 (534 amino acids)
Source: RefSeq, a predicted model, not a curated record
AUGAAACCCAAAUCAAAUCAAGUUGUUGACUCCAUAGCCACAGCUUCGAGCAGUAAUAUGAAAACUAAAAUUCCGACAACUACGAACUCAACUGCCAGUCCUCAUCAUCAAGUUAAAUUAAACCUCAAAAACUACCAGGCCGCCGUCAGCACAAAUGCAGGCUGCCCAACACAAGCUGUUUCCGAUACAAGUCAUGCCUCGUAUCUUACAAAAUCAAUAGAAAGUACUCCUACAAAUACAAUCUCAUCACCAUCCACUGGUCAUUCAUACUUCGAAAAGCUCCCCCGGGAGACGCGCGACAUGAUCUACGAGCUCUUGCUGGUAAAUCCCGUUCUUGGCAAGAGCUGCAGUGUGGCCGAUCGUACUAGUUCGCCCAGAAGAACUCCACCACACGGACAAAGCCAACCACCGCUGAAGUAUGAACUUGAACCCCAAGUUCUUCGGAUUUGCCGUGCAAUAUACUUAGAAGCAUCGCAAGUCCUUUACGAAUCAAACACUUUCUACAUUGCUUGCUGCAGAUAUGAGAUCUCGCAAGAUUGUCGUCCAAGCCGAUUUGCAUUUAAUAGAGGCAUAGAAAUGACACCCAUUACAAGACAUUGUAACAGAUUGAGUCACGGUCAACUUUUCCUAUUUGACCAUCCAGCAGCGGCAAAAGUUAAACGCUGGAGAGUUAUUGUCAGUUCAUUCAUCGAUCCGGAUAUAUUGGGAGGGUGGCAUGAAAGGAGGACUUGGUCGAUGGAAAACUUUUGUCAAGCCAUCGCUCAGUCCCCAUCCAUAUCUCUCGAGAUUGCACUAGCACCGAUUGGUCUGGAGAAGUGUGGGGAAACACUUUGGUUCCGAGACGAGGUCAUCUAUCAAAAUAUGAAGGAUAUGCUCAUACCUUUACAAAUGCUACGUGGGGUCAAAAAGCUUCAAUUCCGAGAUGCAAGUUGGGAGAAUUACCAGAUAUCAAUUAUGAUGGGAAACUCUGUGGCAGAGCUCUCUCGUGGAAUGUAUCUUCGACUCUUGCGUUAUGCACAGGCGUUUGAGACGGUUGAUACUUUCAGGUCUGAAAUGCGCCACUCAUCUACUGGCAGCGUAGGAAGAUAUCUGAUGCACUAUGGAUUGUGUUCUGGCAGCAAUCGAUGGAUGCACAGGCCCUACGAUCCAACUACUCAGGUGUCACAUCCCGUAGAAAGUGGUCUUAGGCGUGCAGAGACUCUUUCGUCCUCACAAUACAAUCCGAGAGCAUUCAAAUUAGAACGAGCCAGCAUUGUACAAUAUCUAGAACCACAAUAUCAGAGGGCAAAGUUGGCAUGUUUUAACAUUACGGAGUUCAUCAAGUUCGAAAAGAGAAAGGAUAGAAUGCUUUCGCCCAAACUUACUCGAGAUUGGCACUCUCCCACAAUUGCAGCAGAGGCUAUGCUACUGCUGGAAAGAUAUGAACAAGGAAUUCAAAGAGAUUUUCCAUAUAUCGAUCAAAUCAAACAUCGAGCUAAUCUUCGAAAGAACACUUCGUUUAAUAACAAUCUUCCCCGAAACGUCCUCAUGAGACAGACUUCCGAUGCUUUUGAUGCGAUGAAUUGGGCCUUCUUCACAAAUUCUUUCAAAAAAAAUGGUAGAUGA